AUGCCGGCCGGCAAGCGUUCGUUACCAGUUCGAAGCUUGCAGCGACAGCGAAAGCAAAGCCAAAACAACAGUUCACACACACACACACACACACACUCGUACACAGAAGCAGAAAGCCAAAGCUUAACGUACAUCUGAUUGGAGCAAGGGAGACAGAAAGAUGAGUGAAUUAGCGAAAUUGCAGGAGCAACUGGGCCUGGGCCAACAGCAGCAGGGACAGCAGCAGCAACAGUCGGUGGAGCUGCUCGAAUGUGACAUCGAGUUCGACGAGGAGCAGCCGCAGUCCUCGCAGCAGGCAGGGGGCAUCGAGCAGCCCACCAGGGCCAACAAUCAACGGUCGGACGCGCUCUUCAUCGAGGCCAUCAAGAAGGUAUCGAAGGUGCAUUACAUGCUGGAGCAGGCCAUGGUCCUGCUGGCCGCGGAGGAGGCCUCCGAGGGCGCCAAGUCCCACUCGAAGAAGUCCAAGAAGCAGCACAAGAAGGACAAGAAGAAGGACAAGAAGAAGGACAAGAAGAAGGCCAAGAAGCAGGAGAAGAAGCGCAGGCAGUCCGCUGCGGCGGCCGUCGGUGAGCAGCCGGACGUGGAGCUCGACGAUGAGGAGCUGCCCUCCACCAGCCGUCGGCGCUCCGAUAGCAUCAGCUCGACGAGCUCCAGCUCCAGUUCCAGCUCAAGCUCCAGCUCCUCGAGCAGCUCCAGCUCCAGCUCAAGCUCGGAGGACGAGUCGCACUACUAUGCGUAUGGCUGGGGACGCAAGCACUGGGGUGGCGGAUGGCCCUAUGGCCACCAUGGACGCGAUCGUUCCCGAUCUCGCAGUCGUUCUCGUGGACGUCAUGGCCACGGUCAUGGAGGGCAUCGUCGUCACGACAACGGACAUGGACACGGCCACGGACAUGGACAUGGCCACGGACACGGCCACGGACAUCGUCGUCAUAGCCAUGGCGUCCAUCAUUUUGGGCCCCAUCACUUCGCACACCAACAUUUUGGACCCCAGCACCUUGGUCCUUAUGGCUUUGGGCCACGCGACUGGGCGGCCGCCUGUCCGGCCGGAUUCGAUCGCCGUGCCGCCUGGCUGGCACCUUGGACCGAGCAGAGCCGGUUUUUUCGGUCGGCGGGCCUGCCGUGGGCCCUGGAACACAGUGCGGCAAGAAGGAGGCGAUCGAUCUCUAGGCCACCAGGCCGUGGAGAUUGGAGACAUCAGCACGGUGAGCAUCAGCGACGUGGACACGGACACGGACACAGACAUGGCCACAAGGGUGGUUCACAUGACCGUCGAGUAGCUCGUUCGAGCUCCAGCUCCAGCUCUCGCUCGAGUUCCAGUUCGGAGAGCGAGCCGGAACUGAGCAAGGGAGGACGCGGACGCAAGGGUCGACGUCGCAGCAGCCAUCAUGGCAAACGCUCCUCCAGUUCUAGCUCCACCAGGCGUACGGACAACGAAAGGAAGCACAAGGAGAAGCAGGGUGGCGGCCGCAAGCAGAGUCGUGCAGAAGGGCAUCAUGGACCGCAUCACGGUCCUCAUCAUGGACCCCAUCACGGACCCCAUCACGGUCCUCAUCACGGUCCGCAUCACGGUCCGCAUCACGGUCCGCAUCACGGUCCGCAUCAUGGACCACAUCACGGUCGUCAUAGUUUCCCUCACGGACCUAAUUUUGGACUCCAUCUUGGCCCCGAUUUCGCCUGGCAUUUUCAUGGACGCUAUGGAGGCCAUCCGGCUGUCGGCCUGGAAGGAGCACCCACCUAUGGCCCUCCAACGGCUCCCAGCUAUGGGCCACCGCCUGACUGGCAUGGCCGCAGAUGCAGUCAAUUCCGUUCGCGUUCGCGUUCUCGCUGUCACAAAAAGAAGGAAGAACGAAAGGGUUCUCGCUCCCACUCUCGCUCUCGCUCACGAUCGCGCUCAGGCGGGAUAAAGCACGGCAAGGACAUGGAAAAGAAACAUCAGGGACAUGGCAAGGGACACAUUUCAAAUCCUGUACACGGCCUCCAUCGUGGAUCCAUUCCAAAUCGUGGACACGGCAAUCAUCAUCGUGGAUCUGUGCCUCAUUUCGAGCAUCAUAGAAGCGCCCUUCAUCGCGGCUCCGUUCCCCUUCACGGUCCUGAGAGCCCUUGGGGCUGGGGUGCCUAAGCGACAGCGGUGACAGCGGCCCUCCCACAACAAAAAAAUAUCAAUUUAUCUUCAAUUUAACCAACCUCAAACAUAUUCAUUGAUGUUGUGCCCCACAAACUAUUAUUAUUAAACGCGUAUACCAAAAAAAAAUAUAUAUAUUAUAAUCCUUA
Molecule: messenger RNA, 2271 nt
Organism: Drosophila obscura
Lineage: Eukaryota; Metazoa; Arthropoda; Insecta; Diptera; Drosophilidae
Product: hornerin
Exons: 1
Coding region: 161-2119 (652 amino acids)
Source: RefSeq, a predicted model, not a curated record